AUGUUGACAUCGGAUCUGCUGAAGAACAAGUUCAACCGGAUCAGCGCGAAGACACUGAGUAUCGGCGGCAGGGACUAUCUGCUGGGGCGCGCCGAGCGCAACAUCAAGUUCUCCGAAGCGUUUCCAUACAACCCUCUCAGUGGACAAAGAUGCUUUCGAUUACUGCGCAUACGCCCUGCCUCCCUCGCCGACGUACUCGCGGUCGACUUGUUCGAGGCCAAUCUCGAUGAUCGGCCAAUAUAUGAAGCGCUUUCGUACUCGUGGAACCUCAACCCCACGUACAGCCUGACAAAGCUAGCAUAUGUCGACGACCAGAAGCAUGAAGAGCGGCCCAUCCUGUGCAAUGAAAAGACCUUGCACAUUACCAUGAAUUUAUAUCAAGCACUAUUGGAAUUCCGAGGCAUGAACCUGGAGUUGCCCAUCUGGGCUGACCAGAUCUGCAUCAAUCAGCAAGAUGCUGCAGAGAAAAUCUCCCAACUCAAAAUCAUGACCCAGAUUUACACGUCUGCUUCUGCCGUGGUCAUAUGGCUCGGAGCGCUGAAUCGGACGAGGAGCUUUGCACUCGAUUUUAUGGAAACGCUGACCGACGAUCCCACUGCUCACGCCACAGCAGAGAAAACGCGAUCGUCGGUCCCCGCUGCCUCAGCCUCGCUGCUGAACAAGAUCAACACCUCUUUCGAGCUCCUAGCUUUCAUCUCGGGCUCUUCGUUGCAGAAUGCUCGCUGGAUGGCAACAAUGCGCGUUUUCCAAAAAGAGUGGUUCAAGAGGAUUUGGACACUGCAAGAAUUCCUUCUCUCGAAGCAAUUUCGCAUCAUGAUGGGGAAUCGAGAAGUGAGCCCUGCAAUGCUCGUGCGGGCCGCUGGCCAAUGUAUAACAUUCUUUGAAACAAAUACUCUCGCAGUUCAUGCUGGCUGGAAUCAAGCAUUCGAACACUUGAAGAGCGUCAUCGAGCAGAGGGUGGGUCUAUUCGAAGAGCGUGUUCAUUUCCAGAACGGCAAACGCGAUACGGCCGAGCAGUAUCUCAUCAGGGCUAGGACAAGGGCUGCCACAGUGCCCAAAGACAAAGUCUUUGCAGGGGCCGCGCUCUUGCGUGGCGGCGCACCGGAGUCAGUGUCAUACUCGUCGCCGACCUCGGAAAUCUACUACGCAUUCGCGGCCGAACGAUUGUGGCCCGAGAUAGGCAUAGAUGGACUUUCACUGGUGGGCGGCGCGUAUUCGAACGUUGAAGGCUUGCGAUCUUGGGUCCCCGAUCUCAGUACAGAGCUACGGCCAAGAGCAUUGCGAAUUUGUCGAUGCUCGCAAUUCUCUGCGCCAUUUCAUUCCGCAGCAAAUGACUACACUAUCGAGGGCAAGACAGUCCGCCUGAAAGGUGCGAAAUGGGACAGCGUGGACAAGAUUGGAGAGUCAAUUUGGAGCUGGAUUAAUUGGAAUAGCGUUGAGGAAAUGGCGUACAACUCGGUACCGGCAUCCAAGAUGGUUACCUCGAUGACAGCUGCACAAGAGCGCUUUGGAAUGAUGUUCGCAUUGCUCGAUGACCUGGGCACCACCUACAAACCCACCGGCGAACGAACUAUGACUGCAUUUUGGAAAACCCUUCUCGGCGGCGCCCACGCGGCAAGCAAAGAAAGCGAUGCGAUAUGGCAAUCUCGAUUCUUCCAUUACUUUGCGUUUAUAUAUCUCAUGAUGAAAUCUUACCUGGCGUGGAAGCGAGAUAGCUCCAGUUCAGCCCAAAAGCCCUGGAUAGUGUCGCAGAUCCAAGACUUGCCACACAUGGAAGAACGAGUCACGCAUUUCCUCGACGUCAAUGACGCGAACGACGUAUUGCUCGAAGUUGAAGAUGUCCAGUAUAUGUCAUUGAAGCGCAUCAUAUCCUCCCUUUCCCAGAGCAUCUGGGGCGCCGAUAACGCAAAAGACGCGAAUGUGUGGAAUGAAGUGUUUGGCGCAGUCGGUCGAAGCGACGACAUUUACGAACCGAUCAGCGUCUUCGGAGAUUUGUUCAAGAUAGUCUACGAAGGACGACGGAUCUUCACUUCCACGAACGGGUUCUUGGGCAUUAGCUCAGAGGGUGCCCAAGCCGGCGAUUUAGUCUACUUGAUCGCAGGCGCUGAUGUGCCGUUCUUGAUCAGACCAGUCGCUGGCGCUGAAGCGACAUUCACGAUUAUUGGCGAGGCAUAUGUGCAUGGUCUAAUGGGAGGAGAUGCCAUUAAGGAGACCGAGUUGGUGUUCGAGUCCUUGCAGAUUGUCUGA
Messenger RNA from Cercospora beticola, 2247 nucleotides. RefSeq lists its product as uncharacterized. Lineage: Eukaryota; Fungi; Ascomycota; Dothideomycetes; Mycosphaerellales; Mycosphaerellaceae. The record is from RefSeq and is a predicted model, not a curated record.